AUGUACAAUGCUGUUGCUAGAACAAAAUUAAGUAGGAAGUAUAUACCUCCUGGUAAUCCCGGUGGUGCAAAUUUUAAUGCAGAUGAGGAAUUUGCUGAGUCAUAUAAAUUAUAUGAAAAGCGUAGAGAAUUGCUAAAAAAAAAGAAGUUACAAGGUGAGGCUAAUAAAAAUCUCACUAGGGAGGGUUUAACUAAAACGCUAAAAGAAAAGAAUAUUGUUAACUCUUACGAUGAACAUCAAGGGACUUGUAUAGUAGAUGAUGAAGGAGAUGCCAUGAUAGAUCAACAUGGCAUCAAUCUUGCACGUUUAAAAGGUGCUGUGUUUGUAGAUCGCGAAGAAGUCCUUCGUGACAACAAUCAGCAAAAUAGGCCCAAAAAGAUUUCUCCCGUUAGUGUUGCUAUACAGGAUGCUUCAUUUGAAAAAAUGAUAUGUACUCAUGAUUCUAUUAAUGAUUUAAAGAUGAACACUUGUUCAAGUGAUUCAACUUUAUUUGACAGUGUUGUUGAUGCAGCAGAAUAGCCCGGCAUUAUAAAUUAUAUGUUAGAUAUAGAUGAUACUCUUUAUAGGCGCAGGCAUAAAACUCAUGUUGUACAAGUUGGAAGGGUAAAGAUAGGUGGUGAUAAUCCUAUAGUAGUACAAUCUAUGGCACUUGGUGUUCCUAUAGACCUAUGCAAUAUACAAAACAGUGCCAAACAGUAUGCAAAAGAAAUAGUAGAGCUAGCACGUGCAGGUUCGGAGUUAGUAAGAAUUGCCUUAAAUUCAGAGGAGGUAGUAAAAUCAAUACCUUAUAUAGUUGAGGAGAUAAAUAAAGAAGGGUUUGAUAGUAAGAUAUUGGUAGGAUGUGGGCAAUAUGAGCUGGAUAGGUUAGUUCAGAAUUAUCCGGAUAAUAUUAAAAUGUUGGGUAAAAUCAGAAUCAACCCAGGUAAUAUAGGGUUCGGUCACAAACGUGAUGAGAAAUUUGAAAGGGUAAUAAAGUAUGCAAUAGAGCAUAAUAUGCCUAUCAGAAUUGGAGUAAAUUGGGGCAGUCUUGAUAAACGUAUAUUACAGAAAUUGAUGGAUGAGAGCUCCAGCACUUCUGAUAUUAUACUACGAAAAGCGCUUGUUAUGUCUGUUCUGGGUAGUGCAAAAAAAGCUGAAGAGAUUGGUCUUAAUUCAGAUAAAAUAAUUAUUUCAUGUAAAGUUAGUAAGGUACAAGAUUUAAUUUCAAUAUAUACAGCACUUGCGCAAUCUUCCAAUUAUGCUUUACAUUUAGGCUUAACUGAAGCUGGUAUGGGCAAUAAAGGAGUAAUCAAUACUACAGCAGGUUUGACUUAUUUAUUACAAAAUGGCAUUGGGGAUACCAUAAGAGCUUCUUUAACUCAACGUCCUGGAGAAUCACGCACCGAUGAAGUGGCAGUAUGUCAGGAAAUAUUGCAAUCUAUAGGUUUACGUUACUUUAAUCCACAAGUUAAUUCAUGUCCUGGCUGUGGGCGUACUAGUAGUGAUCGUUUUCGUGUGUUGACUCAAGAAGUUAAUGAUUACAUAAAAACUCGUAUGCCAGUGUGGAAAGAAAAAAAUCCAGGAGUGGAGCGUAUGAAUGNACUUUACAUGGUGAUAAUAUUUUUGAAGAGUUUAUAA
Messenger RNA from Cinara cedri, 1617 nucleotides. NCBI's taxonomy places the organism in Eukaryota, Metazoa, Arthropoda, Insecta, Hemiptera, Aphididae. The record is from the annotation of a GenBank genome assembly.